AUGUCGAUGCUUCUCAACGCCAUGGACUCGCCCGCCGCCUGGGCCAUCCACAAGCUCGCCGGCGCCGUCCUCUCGCCCGUCUUCUCCGGCUCCCUCCUGCUCGCCCUCGUCGUCGCCCCCGAGCCCGUCCGACUGGAGCUCCUGAGCCGGCUGCCCGUCUCCGAGCUCGGACCGGUCGUCAAGGCGCUCAAGGUGCUGCUGGCCCUGGCCGUCGUCCGCUCCCUCAACGCCGGCCUCAGCACCAUGGCGGCCAACUCGUGGCGGGCAACCAAGGCCAAGGGCUGGCACUGGCCCGACGAGGUGGCCGUCGUCACCGGCGGCUGCAGCGGCAUCGGCUACGGCAUCGUCGAACGGCUCGCCCGCCGCGGCGUCAAGGUGGCCAUCCUCGACAUCCAAGACUUGCCCGAGGCCUUCGAGAAGGAAGCGGGCAUCCGCUACUACCGGUGCGACAUCACCUCGGCCGCGGCCGUCUCCGAGGCGGCAGCGGCCGUACGGGCCGAGCUCGGUGAUGCGUCGAUCCUCGUCAACAACGCGGGCAUCGCCAACCCGAUGUCCAUCCUCGACGUCUCGCAGGACUUCCUCCGCAAGAUCUUCGCCGUCAACUGCCUCUCGCACUGGACCCUCGUCCAGGAGUUCCUCCCGGCCAUGAUCAAGCGCAACAAGGGCCACGUCGUGACCGUCGCCAGCAUCGCCUCCUUCGUCUCCAUGGCGAGGGGCGCCGACUACUCGGCCACAAAGGCCGCCGCCCUCUCCUUCCACGAGUCGCUCGCGGCCGAGCUCGAGCACUUCUACCACGCCGACGGCGUCCUCACUUCGGUCGUCCAUCCGAACUUCGUCCGGACGCCGCUCGUCAACGCCUACGCCGACGGGCUCGAGGAGAGCGGCGUGAGGCUGCUGACGCCCGAGUACGUCUCGGCCGUCAUCGCCGGUCAAAUCUUUGGCAGGAGGGGAGGGCAGCUGGUCCUCCCGGAGCACGCCUCGGGCAUCGCCGCCCUGCGCGGGUGGCCAACCUGGCUGCAGGUCAUCUUUCGAAACGCCGUCGCGAAUCGGGCGUCGAAGCUGGUCGUGCCGUAG
Molecule: messenger RNA, 1074 nt
Organism: Drechmeria coniospora
Lineage: Eukaryota; Fungi; Ascomycota; Sordariomycetes; Hypocreales; Ophiocordycipitaceae
Product: short-chain dehydrogenase/reductase 2
Exons: 1
Coding region: 1-1074 (357 amino acids)
Molecular function (GO): oxidoreductase activity, acting on the CH-OH group of donors, NAD or NADP as acceptor
Source: RefSeq, a predicted model, not a curated record